This is a messenger RNA of Drosophila ficusphila, 1474 nucleotides long. RefSeq lists its product as uncharacterized. NCBI's taxonomy places the organism in Eukaryota, Metazoa, Arthropoda, Insecta, Diptera, Drosophilidae. The transcript has a single exon. The coding region runs from base 86 to 1378 and encodes 430 amino acids. The record is from RefSeq and is a predicted model, not a curated record.
UAAAAAACAGCUGUAGCUGGCGGGUUCCGAUUGGGAAGUGUAUUUUUAAUUGUUAUUAUUUUUUAAAGCAAUCAAAAUAAACAAAAUGCGUAAGUACCAACAGCUGGUGCUGCUGGUAAUCUCGUGCCUCAGCGUGGGCAUACUUCUGAUGUACAAAACCGAGAACAACCGGCUGAAAUAUGUGCUCAAGUACGUGAACUUCUUCGGACGCAACGAUGCCGCUGUGCUGCGGCGUCUGGAGAAUGGAACAAAGGAGGAGGACCCAAAGGCACUUUUGGGACGCCCACUUCCCGUGUGGCAAGUGAUCGGCGACUCGUUCCACGCCUACUCCGCCUUUUGGAUCCGCAACGAACUGGUAGCCGGUGGCGAAGCCCACGUCCUCGUGGUUGGAAAAAAGGGAGCUGUGGUUGAUUUCCGAUGCAGCCUGGACCUUCUGGGCGGGCGCAGUCUGCAGGGAAAGUUUCGCUUCCAGCGGGACUCCAUCGAAAGCCUAGUGGACGAUAAGUCCUCGAACUUUACAAGCUAUCACUUCUUCUGUCAAGUGAGCCGGGAUUUCGGACAGCCAGGUAGUGUCUCCUUCACGGACAUUACAACCACCAAGAGUCCCGUAAAGCUACGCCUGCGGAACCUAAAACCAGCAGGAAAGAAGAGCGAUCGCCUACCAGCAACGGUGUGCUUGGAUCUUGUGGACUUUAAUAUGACGUCGAAAUUUGCUCGCAGUGAAAAUGCACUGCUACAGUUCUUCCUGUUCCACCAAGCCAUAGGAAUCGAACAUUUUCUGGUCUACAACUACGAUGAGCUGCCCGAGGAAGUGAUUCACCUGCUCGGACGGACCAACAUUCAUCUAUACGCCCUACCCUUUAACUUUCCUUUUCGGCAAACAAACGGCACGCAAUCACGGAUUCAUCAACUGAUCCUCUCGGAUUGCCUUCUGCGGAAUGUGAACCAAGCCAGCUUUACUCUUCUACUGCGUCCCAAUGAGCUGUUUUUCCCCAACUCCAGAUUCUCUAUGGGUCAGGCAAAAGGAUCGCUGCAGCAGCAGUUGCGCCACUUCUCUUCCGAAACCGCUCGUUUUGAACUGGCGACAAUAGCCGUUUGCUUUGAUGAGCGAAAGAAACUUCUGCCGGACAACGUGCAGUACGAUCCCGAGCGAAGAUCCGCGUACAAAACAUUACUCAAUCGCCUGGAGCUGGCGCCUGGGCAACUCUUGGCCAGCACGGCCGAGGUGGAACUUUCGCUAUCCACCGCUUUCGUGCACCGCUACGUGGAUUGUGAGCACGUGGGCGGCGAUGGCCUGCACGACUGGCGGAAUGCGGUGCGCGCCGACUUCAUGGAACACAUUAACGCACUGCGCAACGAGGUGGACCUUCUUAUCUAAGCGAGUACUUUGUUAUAGCCUUUAGUUUGAGAUUUAUAUGUAGCUUUGAGAGAUCACUUGACUGCCAUAAAAUAAAUACAAGAAAUAAGCACACAA